Molecule: messenger RNA, 1738 nt
Organism: Malania oleifera
Lineage: Eukaryota; Viridiplantae; Streptophyta; Magnoliopsida; Santalales; Ximeniaceae
Product: RNA-binding KH domain-containing protein PEPPER-like
Exons: 6
Coding region: 179-1498 (439 amino acids)
Biological process (GO): regulation of gene expression
Cellular component (GO): cytoplasm; nucleus
Molecular function (GO): mRNA binding
Source: RefSeq, a predicted model, not a curated record
GGCCCAAGGGCAUCAGAACGGCUUUUCGCAUGCAACCGUCUAAGAAGUGAUACCUCAAGACUUCAUUAAGUAGUAGACCCGACGCCCAAAACCCUCUCUCUUCUUUGCUUUCCUCAGCCCUACCCUUCUUCUGCUCUGGGCUCUGUACUCUCUCUCGCUCUCGCACAGGGGGAAUUUAAUGGCUUCCUCUUCUCCGUCGGCCGAAGAGUCCUCCCCGGUGGAGCCCGUGGUGGAGGCGACGGAAUCUCAAACGCAGGUUACGGCUUCUGCGGCAGAUGCGGCGUCGGGGAAACCAUCUUCGACGGGGCCGAAGUGGCCGGGAUGGCCGGGAGACAACGUGUUCAGGUUGAUAGUGCCCGUUCUAAAGGUCGGGAGCAUCAUAGGACGCAAGGGCGAGCUCGUUAAGAAGAUGUGCGACGAUACUCGCGCUCGCAUUCGCAUCCUCGACGCCCCAAUCGGCACUCCCGAUCGCAUCGUUCUUAUAUCUGGGAAAGAAGAGACAGAAGCACAACUAUCCCCUGCAAUGGAUGCUGCACUUAGAGUAUUCAAACGUGUUGCUGGUCUCUCUCCUAGUGAGGGUGAUGGUGCAGGUUCAGCAGCUGCAUUUUGUUCAAUGAGAUUAUUGGUGGCAUCUUCGCAAGCCAUUAAUCUGAUCGGAAAACAAGGGUCUACUAUUAAAGCGAUACAGGAGAUCUCCAGUGCCUCUGUUCGUGUUUUGUCUGAAGAUGAACUGCCAUCCUAUGCUAGUUCAGAUGAGAGAAUUGUAGAGAUACAUGGUGAAUCUUCCAGCGUUUUAAAAGGAUUAGAAGCAGUAUUGGGACACUUGAGGAAAUUCUUAGUUGAUCGCAGUGUUAUUCCUAUAUUCGAGAAAAAUUACAAUGCAACGAUCACACAGGAUCGCAACAAAGUAGAGAGCCAGUCCCUGCUUCAGAAUGCUCCUACUUCUGCUCCUGGCCCUCAAACUGAUUAUUCCCUUUCAUUGAGGCGUGAUCCAUUAAUUUUUGAACGCGAAACUCAAUUGGAUUCUAAGCUCUCGCAUUCUGGACUCUCACUCUAUGGAAAAGAUCCUGGACUUGCAUUACGAUCUUCUGGACUUGGGCGGACUGCUGCUCCUGUCAUUACUCAGAUAACACAAACAAUGCAAGUACCUCUAUCAUAUGCGGAGGACAUCAUUGGAAUCAAUGGAGCAAAUAUUUCCUACAUUCGCACUACUAGUGGAGCUAUUCUGAAGGUGCAAGAGAGCGGGGGCUUGCCGGAUGAGAUAACUGUGGAAAUUAAGGGCACGUCUUCCCAGGUUCAGACAGCUCAGCAGCUUAUUCAGGAGUUCAUUAGCACUCACAAGGAGCCAGCCUCAAGCAUCUACAGCAAGAUGGACAGUGGAUAUGGUUCAUCCUACUCACACUUGGCGGACACGACCUUCCCCUCAUCUUUUUCAUCUCAAUCUCUAGGAGGGUACGGAUCUUCUGGUGUAGGAGGGUACAGCAGCUAUAGGUUCUGAGUUGGCAAUUUAAUAACCUAUGUGAUCAUUUCUUUGUUGAAAUUCUAUUUAGAACAAUGUGUCAUCAAUAUCAAGUUGUACCAGUAAGAGGAGAAAAAUUUAGGAAUUGGACUGUGCUUACUCUCAGAUGGAUUCCAGAUGUAAUACGAGAGGACAUAGAUGGAGCCUGGGCCUCCUGCCUCAUUUCACUUCUCCUUUUUUUAAACAAUGAAUGAUAUUGUGGUGGCCUGCUUUUGAUCA